Messenger RNA from Amaranthus tricolor (Joseph's coat), 1564 nucleotides. RefSeq names its product 30S ribosomal protein S3, chloroplastic. Lineage: Eukaryota; Viridiplantae; Streptophyta; Magnoliopsida; Caryophyllales; Amaranthaceae. The coding region runs from base 1 to 657 and encodes 218 amino acids. Gene Ontology annotation, cellular component: cytosolic small ribosomal subunit. Gene Ontology annotation, molecular function: RNA binding; structural constituent of ribosome. Gene Ontology annotation, biological process: translation. The record is from RefSeq and is a predicted model, not a curated record. The transcript has a single exon.
AUGGGACAAAAAAUAAAUCCACUUGGUUUCAGACUUGGUACAACCCAAAGUCAUUAUUCCCUUUGGUUUUCACAACCAAAAAACUACUCAGAGGGUCUACAAGAAGAUCAAAAAAUAAGGGAUUGUAUCAAAAAUUAUAUACAAAAAAAUACAAAAACAUCCUCAGGUGUCGAAGGAAUUGCACGUAUCGAAAUUCAAAAAAGAAUCGAUUUGAUACAGGUGAUAAUUCAUAUGGGAUUCCCGAAGUUAUUAAUAGAAAAUAGACCAAAAGGGGUUGAAGACUUAAAAAUAAAUGUCCAAAAAGAAUUGAAUUGUGUGAACCGAAAACUGAACAUUGCUAUUACAAGAAUUGCAAAGCCUUAUGGAGACCCUAAUAUUCUUGCCGAAUUUAUAGCCGGACAACUAAAGAGUAGGGUAUCAUUUCGAAAAGCAAUGAAAAAAGCUAUCGAAUUAACUGAACAAGCUGAUACAAAAGGAAUUCAAAUACAAAUUGCAGGCCGUAUCGAUGGAAAAGAAAUUGCACGUAUCGAAUGGAUAAGAGAGGGUAGGGUUCCCCUACAAACCAUUCAUGCGAAAAUUGAUUAUUGUGCCUAUACCGUUCGAACUAUCUAUGGGGUAUUGGGUAUCAAAAUUUGGAUAUUUAUAGACGAAGAAUAAAAAACCUUUAGUUGACUUGUCUUUCUGUUUCGAUGGAACGAUGGAACAAAAAAAUGGCAACCCUUUUUGAUUCUUUUUUCCAUCCAAUCAAUUCUAAUUUUUAAUCCCAUAAGGUUUAAUAAAAAUAAAAUUUACCUUUUGAUAUAAUUGCUAUGCUUAGUGUGUGACUCGUUGGUUUUUGUUAAAAUUAAGACUAAAAAAAGAAAGUUAAAGUUAUAGUACCAAGUAUGAACUAAAAAUUAUAGAACUAAUAACCAACUCAUCGCAUCACAUUAUCUGGAUCCAAAGAAACAGUCAAGAUAUACUAUUUUAGUCCUAUCAUUGUAGCAACUGAAUUUUUUUGACAUAAACAAUUCAUUAGAUUUACUGUCAAAGAAAAUUAAAAUACAAAAAAGAAAAAAGGAUACCGGUAAAUGGAAAGAUGAGAGAAAGAAAAAAAUGAAUCUAAUAUAAAAGAUAUAUAAUUCCAAUAUGUAAGGUCUUUGAACAUCUCAUAAAAGAAAAUGUAAUUAAAGCAUCAAUACAGAUUCAAACAAAAUUAUAUGAUAUGAAUCUGUUCUAUAGAACAAAAAAAUAAGAGCUUAGAGCCAAUAACGACUAAGGGGGUUGGUGGAAAAACAAAAGCUCCAUUGUAGAAUUCAGACCUAACCAUUAAUCAAGAAGCGAUGGGAACGACGGAACCCAUGAAUACAUAAGAUUCACUUGAAAAUGAAUUCUGAUAAUUCAUUGGAAAGGAUGGCGGAACGAACCAGAGGACAAUUCAUAUAUUCUGAAAAAUUAUAAGCUAACUCUACACUCGAAAUAGCUAUUGAAAGAGUAAAUAUUCGCCCACGAAAAUUCUUUUUUUUUUUUUUCAUUCUCAUAUUCAAUUGUUAAAAUACAAGGAAUUCAAUAAAAAAAAAAAGAA